UGUUGCUACUGUGUUCUACCCUCUACAUCCUUCAAUCAUAGCCUUCUCACGCCGCAACCUCUAGCUACUAGCAACAUUGCUUGCUUUGCUCGUUUGCUUACAAUCUUUAGUCAAUCAUCCAACACACCUUCCAGAAUGCCACCAGGUCCCUGCUUCGACUUCCAACGCGGCCGUUGCCGUCGCGGCACCUACUGUCGAUUCAGCCAUGACACAUCAACGAGCACCGCAAGCUCACCAAGCACCACAAAUCAACAGCUUCGCGAGGAGACUGAAACCGAAGCAGCCUGCCGAAAAUGGACAUACAUGAUUCCCAGACCCAACACGAUUUCCUCACGUUUCGAAGCUGCUGUGGACACCAAAAAGUUCUUCCAGAUGGGCUGGAAUCUCAUUGAAAGCGAGGAUGCGGGAACACGCCAGCACGUCAUCACAAAACUCGGUGCAGAGACGGGACUUGCAAUCAUCAAGACCCUAACGGACAUUAUGGAUGCCAGCCAAAAGCAUGAAACCACCGUCUCGAUAUUUAGAAAUAGAACUCUUCCUUUCUACAGGAUCAUCUCUCACCCCGAUGUGCUAUCCUCCCUAAUUCUGGAAACUCCUGUUGAUACCAUCUACACCUUUCUCUUCGGUCCUAGCGGUCGGCGUGGUCUCAGAGUGUUCCGCUCUACAGCAGCUGCCCUAAGUAGAAUGAUUUUGGGACAUUCUUCAAGCGAUGAGGAAGUCUCUACCGUUGCUAUAUCAUCAAGUCUCGCAGUUCUAGACCGGCUGAUCGAGAUCAACCAGAGUGCCCAAGUCAUCGAAGGCUUUACCGCUAUUAUAGAGACAAUCUCUGCCUGCAUUCCAGAGAAUUUCAUGGUACCGAAUGCACAGCAGAGCCUCACUCGAAUUAGACGUCGUCUCAACAUCGGCUCUUCGUUGCCUCUUGCACUAACCCAAUCAACUCCGCAAAACCUCCUAUCUGCAGCUUUCGAGUUGGCUCAAGACUUGCCCGGAAAUCUUUCCAGCAAGGGCGCUCGACACGAUAACGACCAUGCGAGUAUCGCCGAUAUCCAGAUCCUCCCCACAGCGCGAGAGAUCGCUUCCCCACGACAAGAAUAUCUCCCAUUAAUCGACUCAACACAAAACCACCUGUCAGGUCUCGCCGGACUCCUGGACAGACAAUUUCGGCUCCUCCGCGAAGAUACAGUGGGACAACUACGAGACGCAGUGCGCGAAGAGGUUACAAGGCUAGAACAUCCCAAUCGUAAGGUACCAACAACACACCAAGGUCAGCAAGGCGUUCGGAAGCUCAUCUAUCACAACGUCCGCUUCUCCCGUAUGAGUGUAGAUCGCAGAAAAGGUCUGCAGGUUGUAGCAGAAUUUGACCAACCUCCCCAAAUCAAUAACAAAUCCACCAAGCAGCGAGAAGAAUGGUGGAAAGGAAGCAAGCUUCUGCAAGUCGAUUCACUAGUCUGCUUCGUCUCUUCAAAUGGCAAAAUCAUUUUCCUCUGCGUCUGCGAUCCAAUAUUGCCAUCCCGCGCAAGAAAGGACUCCAAUGCAGACGACAAGACAAAAUUAGAUGAUAUUCCCAGCCUUUUCAGAGAAGCGAAGCGUGCGUCUGUGCUACUGAGCCUGGCUGAAUAUAAAACUCAAGAUGUAGUUUGGAUCAGCACUCAUACUGCAGCUUCCAAAACUCGACAAUCACUCGUUGAGUUUCCGGGGGUGCUUCUACCUUCUUUUCAGCCCACUCUGCAAGCGUUGCAGGAAAUGAGCCGGAAGCUGAGCCUUCCAUUCACGGAGAUCGUAGCACUAGACUCGCAAGCUUCUGCUGCCGUCGUAAAACCUCCAGCAUACGCGACCAAAAGAGGAUUCAGUUUCAACCUUGACGUUCUCGCCGACGUACCGCUGACUCUAAAGCCCGGACAAGCAUUCGACUUCACCAAGCUGGACGGAGGAUCCACGCUCGACGAAGCCCAACAGUUCGCCGUCAUCCAAGCUCUCAGUACAGGGCUAGCUCUCAUCCAAGGCCCGCCAGGUACAGGAAAGAGUUAUACCGGUGUGGCAAUCAUCAAGGCUUUACUCCACAACCGAAAGGCAGCCGACCUAGGUCCCAUCAUCUGUGUAUGCUACACGAAUCAUGCUCUCGACCAGUUGUUAGAACAUUUAGUGAAGGAUGGCGUGAGGCAAGUCAUCCGUGUAGGCUCACGAUCCAAAUCCGAUUUGCUUCAAAAUCUCACUCUCCAUCAUGUACGGGAAGGAGCCAAACCCACGAGGACAGAAAAACAUGAUACGUGGGAACACAAUCGGGAUAUUGACGAGACACUGCGAGAAUUUGAAGAUAUAUUGUCUGGGUUGAAUAAUCCAAAGUCUUGGACAAAUAUCCAAGCCCAUCUCAUGAGGACCCAUAAUCGGCAUUUUAAGGAAUUGUUUGGGAAGGGGGUAGAUGACGAGGGGUUUCAGGAAGUGAAAGGGAAGAAGUUUAGGGUUGUAGAGAGUUGGCUCAGAGGAGCGCCAAAGAAACUCACUUCGAAUCAUCCUGUUGCUCAGCUCUCGGCCAUUUCUCUGAGAGAGAUGUCGGAGUUGGAGCGUGGUGUUCUUCACAAGCAUUGGAUUGAGCAAAGGAGUGCGCAACUCACCAAUGAUCUCAUUCAUGCACUGGAUUCCUACCAUGGUUCCAAAUCCGCGCUGGAUAGAUGUUACAGGGAACUGGAUCUUCGAUGUCUUCGAGAAGCCCACGUUAUCGGCGUGACGACGUCUGGGCUGGCAAGGAACAUCGAGUUGCUCCAGCGCGUGCGAGCAAAAGUCAUGCUUUGCGAAGAAGCUGGAGAAGUUCUCGAGGCACAUACCCUCACUGCAUUCCUACCCGGGGUUGAACAUGCAAUCUUGAUCGGCGAUCACGAACAACUCCGGCCCCAGAUCAACAACUACGAGCUUCAACAUGACAAUCCCCGAGGCAAGAGAUAUUCCCUCGACAUCUCGCUAUUUGAGCGUCUCGUCAGGCCGCAGAUGGGGAAUCUCCAGGUGCCAUUGAGUACAUUGAAGACUCAGCGACGAAUGCAUCCUUCCAUCUCAGAGCUAGUCAGAGUCCCGCUCUAUCAGGACUUACAAGAUCAUCCCUCAGUGUUAGAAUAUCCGGAAGUCGAUGGGAUGCGAGAUCGCUUAUAUUGGCUUGACCAUCAAGAGAAAGAAGACCCGCGACCUACCCAAGCUGUCUCCUUAUCCAGAACCAACACUUUCGAAGUGGAUAUGAUCGCUGCUCUUGUCUCGCAUCUUGUAAGGCAAGGAACGUAUGGGAGUGAGGAUAUUGCAGUUAUUACUCCAUAUCUGGGACAAUUGCAGAAAAUCAAGAAGCGACUCGCGAAUUCCUUCGAGAUCGUUGUUGGGGAUCGAGAUCAAGAAGAGUUGGAAGCUCAGGGACUUCAAGACGACCCGGAAACUUCCACAGAUGGCCAAGUCCAAGUCCAGAAAACGACACUACUCAGUGCUUUGAGGAUUGCUACCGUGGACAACUUCCAAGGCGAAGAGGCAAAAGUUAUUGUCGUCUCCUUAGUUCGGAGCAACGAUGAGCGGAAAUGUGGAUUCUUAAAGACUUCCAAUCGCAUUAAUGUGCUGCUGAGUCGUGCUCGACAUGGGAUGUACAUCAUCGGCAACUCCGCUACCUCGAGGCCUGUUCCCAUGUGGGCUGAAGUACUCUCCAUUUUGGAACACUCAAACAACAUCGGUCCAAGCCUCGCACUAUGCUGUCCUCGACAUAAAGAAACACCCAUUGAAGUCUCAGAGCCGGACGAUUUCGCUAUGUUCGCCCCUGAAGGCGGUUGUGCUAGGAGAUGCUCGUCGAGACUACUCUGUGGGCAUUCCUGUCCUAAUAUGUGCCAUUCUACAUCUUUGCACAAUGCAGUUCGUUGCCUUGAACGCUGCCCAAGAACAAAGAAAGGUUGCGAGCAUGAGUGUCCGAGACCUUGCGGAGAUCUAUGCGAGCCAAAAUGCCAAGUCGUAUUAUUCGACAUCCCUUUACCAUGUGGACACAUCGCCAGGCAGCUGAGAUGUCAUGAAGCGCAGAUACCAGAGGAAGUUCGCUGUCAGGUCCAGAUGGAACAAGUCAUGGAGCAUUGCAAACAUAAAAUCCGAGUCCGUUGUCACGAACUGCCUUUGGAUGUUGAUUACCCCUGUUUAGCAACCUGCGGAGCAGCGCUGACUUGUGGACACAACUGCACGCAUACUUGCAAAGAUUGCAAUACCAGGAUUGACGGUAUGAUUGUUAAGAAGAUACAUGGAGUUUGCAACACCCAGUGUAGAAGACCAUACACGACCUGCAGUCAUAGCUGCAAAGCUCCAUGCCAUGGCGACAUGCCCUGUUCUCUUUGCACGGAACCCUGCGAAGUCAGCUGCAAUCAUUCGAAAUGCAGCAAGCUAUGUCAUGAGCCUUGCGCACCAUGUGCUGAGGAUUGUUCCUGGUCUUGUCCACAUCGCGGACGGUGCCCGUUACCAUGUGCAGUGCCCUGUGAUCUACUACCAUGCUCAGAGCGCUGUGCAAAGAUGUUGGCUUGUGGGCAUCGAUGUCCGUCUAUUUGUGGGGAGGUCUGUCCAGGUGUUGCGUAUUGUCAGAUUUGUGCGCACCCAAUAAUCAAGGGAAUAGUCGUUGACUUUAUUUUGUCAUCCACUUUCGAGGAGGUCGAUCUUGAUGAGAAUCCUUGCAUCGUGCCAUCAUGUGGACACAUCCUCACCCUGGAGAGCAUGGAUGGACACAUGAGCAUGUCAGAUUUCUAUACUACGAAUGGCGAAGGCUCAAUCGUGGACCUGAAGAAUAGCGCCGAACCAUUCUCUGCCUCCGGGAUGAAAAGCUGCCCAACUUGCCGCGGCCCUUUACGAAACCUCAACCGCUACAGCCGUAUCGUUCGUCGAGCAUUGAUCGACGAGGCGACAAAGAAAUUCAUCGUCUGGGCCAACAUGGAAUUCAUCCCUCUAGUCACCAGGAUGCAUGCAAUUGAAGCAGAGCUCCGUGAAAGUAUUGGAGGCAGCCAAAAGGCUUCCGAUACGGCAUCGCCAGAAACUCCUUUGUCAGGACCUCUUCAGUUAAAGGGGAGUCGUGACCAACAAAUCUCCCAGAUCGGAACACUUACGCGAAAAGAGAACCGAUAUAAAAGGAUCAUCGGUCUUCGAAGAGAGAUCAAGAAAUUUCUGCAACAGGUCAAUGAAAAAGAACAACCCUUUGGCCGCAUCUACGACCUCGUUCAAGACGCCCGCAGACAUCGUGGAAUCAAUAUCGAUUUACACUCCAAAGUCGAUAUUCUUCAGGUGCGCAACCGACUUCUUACCACAGUGCUGCUCAUUAGAUGCGACUACACCAUCCUCCUAACUUUCCUCAAUGAUCGGAAAGGCGAGACCAGCGCAAGUUCUCCUAGCGUCCAGGUCGAUUUGAGCAUUAACAGAAAGGAAUGCGAAAAACUGAUAGCAGAAUCCGACUCGAGAAAUCAACCAGGAAACUACGUCGAGGGCCUCCUAUACUGGGCACGGUUUCUCGCCCUCGAGCGGAGCCUCGCAGAGCCUGGAUCAGAGCUCACACAGCUCUUGGACAAGGCCAGGGGACAUCUUCAAUUCGCACACGAAAUAUGUGAUGAAUAUCCCGGCCAAACAGCAGGCAUGAGAAGCGAAGUUGAGGACGUUGAGAAGAUGCUGCGCGAUUCGACAUUCUAUAUACCAGUGAGCAAUGAGGAAAAAGCUGCUGUGUAUGCGGCCAUGGCACAUGACUUUAGAGGCACUGGGCAUUGGUAUUACUGUGAGAAUGGCCACCCAUUUACGAUUGGAGAGUGUGGUAUGCCGAUGGAAACCUCUCAAUGCCCACAAUGUGGUUCUCCGGUUGGUGGACAUGAUCAUCAGGCUAUUGGUGGUGUCAGACCUGCGACGGACUUGGAGCGUCAAUUCGGCGGAGUCAGAAUUUGAUAUUAGAGACAUGGAGUUUAAUGAGAAGAGAGAUGGGAACGAUGAAGACGAACACGGGAACGUUAUCGAGACUGGAAUUUUGUUACUUUGGAUGUUGCACAUUAUUUAUUUGACAGAGGCA
Molecule: messenger RNA, 6037 nt
Organism: Hyaloscypha bicolor E
Lineage: Eukaryota; Fungi; Ascomycota; Leotiomycetes; Helotiales; Hyaloscyphaceae
Exons: 2
Coding region: 136-5916 (1926 amino acids)
Biological process (GO): regulatory ncRNA-mediated heterochromatin formation
Cellular component (GO): nucleus; nuclear RNA-directed RNA polymerase complex
Molecular function (GO): helicase activity; zinc ion binding
Source: RefSeq, a predicted model, not a curated record